GAGCUCUUGCAGGGCUGGCUCUAGAGUGACCCUGCUGGUAUUUCUGCAGAAACCUUCCACAAACCCUGCAGGGCAUGUUUAUCUGAUGCGCGGAUCGGUCUGGCACUUGGCGCAGUCAGCAGCUCUCCCACCUGCUUUUUCUGUGGUGACACUGAGUGAAAGAGAUGAUCCCCCGGGUACCUUCUGAAAGUGUCUGAUAUUUGGGCUGUCUCCUUCCCCGUCGAGGCGGUGGCUGUAAUGAAGCUGAUUUCAAGCUGACAGUGAUGCCUCCCCUGUCUUCUACCUCUUUUGCUGGCCAUGCAGCUGCAACACUUGCCAUGGCUGGGGUUGGAGCUGUGUACUGACUGGCUGCUGCCUUUGCAAGUGGUUAAGAUAUCAAAUUCAGUUACCCAGAAAUAUGAUUGAAAACAGUAUGUUUGAGGAAGAGCCCGAUGUGGUUGACUUGGCAAAAGAGCCUUGUUUACAUCCCCUGGAGCCCGAUGAAGUUGAAUAUGAGCCAAGAAGCUCACGGCUCUUGGUGCGUGGCCUUGGGGAGCAUGAAAUGGAUGACGAUGAAGAGGAUUAUGAGUCAUCAGCAAAAUUGCUGGGAAUGUCCUUCAUUAAUAGAAGCUCAGGUCUCCGGAAUAACAUGGCUGGCUAUAGACAAAGUCCAGAUGGAUCGUGCUCGGUGCCCUCUACAAGGACCAUGGUGGUUUGCAGUAUUGUUCUUGUGAUUGCGAUUUCAGUAAUAAUGGUGAUCUAUCUCCUUCCCAAAUGUACCUUUACCAAAGAAGGCUGCCAUAAAAAAAAUCAUACAAUGGAACUAAUAUACCCUUUGGCAACCAAUGGAAAACUGUUUCCAUGGGCAAAAAUGAGACUUCCUUCUGAUGUUGUACCAUUGCAUUAUGAUCUUGAGUUGCAGCCAAACCUUACUACUCUGAAAUUUUCAGGAUCUGUAAAGAUAGUGGUUAAUGUUCUCCAGGUAACUAGGAAGAUUGUGCUUCACAGCUCAGGACUUAAUAUCACCAAGGCAUCACUUACUUCAAAAGGAGGAAGUCAAGCGAAGCCAGUUGAAUUGCUGGAAUAUCCAUUGCAUGACCAGAUUGCAAUCAUGGCUCCUGAGGCUCUCCUUGUAGGACAGAAUUACACUGUCAACAUAGAAUAUUCGUCUAAUUUAUCGGACACCUACUAUGGCUUCUACAAAAUUUCUUACAAGGAUGAGAAUUUUAAACAAAGGUGGUUUGCAGCAACUCAGUUUGAACCUCUAGCAGCAAGGUCUGCUUUUCCAUGCUUUGAUGAACCAGCAUUGAAAGCUACUUUUUUAAUCAAGAUCAAGAGAGAUGAGAAACUUACUGCUCUGUCAAAUAUGCCAAAGAAAGCCACUACUCCUGUGACAAAUGGAAUUGUCCAAGAUGAAUUUUUUGUCAGUUUGAAGAUGAGCACCUACCUGGUAGCCUUUGUUGUUGCAGACUUGAAAAACAUCAGUAGAGAAACUAACGGGAGUCUGGUAUCUGUCUAUGCCAUACCACAGCAUAUAAACCAAGUAGAGUAUGCUCUAAACACGACAGUGAAACUUCUGGAAUUUUAUCAAAAGUACUUUUUAAUAAAUUACCCUCUUGAAAAAUUAGAUCUAGUAGCAAUUCCUGAUUUUCAGUCUGGUGCAAUGGAAAACUGGGGCUUGGUCACCUUCCGGGAAACAGCGCUAUUGUAUGACAGUAAAACUUCUUCAGCAAGGGAUAAAAAGCUAAUAACUGCAGUGAUAGCUCAUGAGCUUGCCCAUCAGUGGUUUGGCAAUCUAGUAACUAUGGAAUGGUGGAACGAUCUCUGGCUGAAUGAGGGAUUUGCCACUUUCAUGGAGUACUUUGCCAUGGAGGAGAUUUUUCCAGAAUUACAUUCAGAUGAAGAUUUCCUAAAUCUAAUAUUCAAGGCUAUGAUGAAGGAUUCCAUGAAUUCUUCACAUCCAGUCUCUUCUGCUGUUCAGUCUUCAGAGCAAAUUGAAGAAAUGUUUGAUGCACUUUCUUACAUCAAGGGGGCUUCACUUCUGUUGAUGCUGAAGCACUAUCUCACAAAGGAUGUUUUCCAAGCUGGCAUUGAGGUAUAUUUGCAUAAUCACAACUAUAGAUCUGCACAGAGUGAUGACUUGUGGGACAGCAUGAAUGAGAUCACCAACAGAACACUAGAUGUAAAAAAGUUAAUGAAAACAUGGAUUCUGAAUAAAGGAUUUCCGUUGGUGACUGUUGUCCGAACAGGAAAGAAUAUCUCUAUACAGCAGGAAAAAUUUUUAUAUCGUGUGGAACCAGAAAAUUGGACAUCAGAUGCAAGUUAUCUGUGGCAUAUUCCUCUCACCUACAUGACUAAUAGGUGCAACUUUACCCAUUGUGUUAAUGCAUACUUACUGGACCAGAAGUCAGCUGUCAUUGAACUUCCAGAAGAGGUGGAAUGGAUAAAAUUCAAUGUCGACAUGAAUGGUUAUUACAUAGUACACUAUGCAGAAGACUGGAACACACUGAUUGAUCUAUUGAAAAAAAACCACACGGCUCUGAGUGCUAAAGACAGAGCCAAUUUGAUCAACAAUAUCUUCAACCUUGCAAGCCUAGGGAAAGAGUCUUUGGAAAAGGCCUUUGAGCUGAUCGAUUACCUUAAGGAAGAGAGCAGUACUGCACCACUCACUCAAGCAUUGUUUCAGCUGAGUCUUAUCUACAACCUUUUAGAGAAAAAGGGUGAACAACAACUGGCAGCACGUGUGAUCUAUAGAAUAGAAAACCUACUUGGAAAUAAAAUUGACCAACAGCAUUGGACAGAUAAUGGGACUUUGUCUGAACGAGAGCUCCGGUCAAUGCUACUAGCUUUUGCCUGCACCCAUGAUAUAAGACAAUGUAGAGCAGCUGCCACUGAUAAGUUUGAGAAAUGGAUGAAGUCUAAUGGAACAAUGAGUCUGCCUAGUGAUCUUAUGAAAGUCAUAUUUAUAACUGGAGCCAAAACUAAUGAAGGCUGGGAAUUCCUCCUAAAGAUGUAUUCCUCUUCAGUUUCUGAAGCAGAGAAAAGCAAAAUGAUCGAAGCCUUGGCCAGCACAGAGGAUGUCAGAAAGCUGAUAUGGUUAAUGCAGAACAGCCUUGAGGGAGAAGUCAUCAGGGCGCAGGAGCUUUCACAUAUUGUAGCAACUGUUAGCCAGAGUUUGCCUGGAUAUUUGUUGGCCUGGGACUUUGUCAAAGAGAACUGGGAAAAGCUUACAAGAAAAUUUCAUCUAGGCUCAUACACUAUCCAGAACAUCAUUAGUUCAUCAACCUCUCAGUUUGCAACAAGAGCACAUCUACUUGAGGUGAAGACAUUUUUUGAAUCAAAGUCAGAAGAGAGUUCUAAACUGCGUUGUGUAAAAGAGGCACUUGGCACAAUUCAGCUCAAUAUCCAGUGGAUGGAGAGGAACUUAGCAAAGCUACAAAAAUGGCUGUAGCGCACGUAACACUAUGGUGUGUCAGCCAUUUAGGAAAUCCGUGGACAGUUGCUCUGUUUCUUUCGCAAAAGCCAGGGUGAAACCAGGCAUUGCUGCAACAUUGUUUGCACUAUUAGAGAGUCUAGAUAGCUCAGGGCAUGUCUCACAUACAUUUUGAUUUCCCUUGAAGCAUUUAUGAGCAGGAUGUAUUUAUUCUGAAACUGUUUUCAUCUAUAGACCAAACAUCUCCAUAAAUUAUAUAUUAUGAAACUUAAUAUCCUUUCAUUUGGUAUCAUGUUCUAGUUUUUCAGCAGUGCGUUGAUACUGACAGAUAAGAGCAGAAAGAAAAAGUUACCAUGAACUGUUGUAUUUUUGCAGACUGAUAGGUAAUUAGUAGGGCUUUGUUAAUGCAAAAAUACAGGUAGUUUCCACAUUUGUAGAUAGAGAAGCUGUUGUGAAACAAAGUCAUACAUAGUAUACCUAAGUAUUAGAGGAUCUCAUAAAGUACAGCUGUUUGAGGAAAGGUAAAUAAGGUCUGAAUUUGAAUUCAGUUUAGACUUCUGAUUUUUCACUGUGUUGUUUAGUAAUUACAUGAAAAAUAAAAGUAAUACGUCAUGCUAAUCAUACACACUUUGAUGUUUAACAUGGCUGGGCACUAAUAGUCGGCAUGGAAAGGAGAAAGCCAGACAGCAAAAACAAAUGUGUUAGGGGUGGAAUUUCCAAAAACACUGAUGUGGCCUUGGAACUUUUACUCUGAAUUUGUUAGACAUCUUUGAGAAUUGUGUUGUUAAAAAUUGGAGUGUAAUUGAUGUUGCUGCAUUGAUCUGUGAGCAACUGCACAAAACUGCCAGGAGAAGUUGUUAACAGGCUGGUUUAUCUGUUAGACUGACUACUGAUUUGUCUACUUCUGACUACUGAUUUCUCAUUUCACCACUUGUUGCAGAGGUCCUGCAAUUAGUCAGUGUUUCAGCCACUUCAUUUGGUUAAGUUUAUGCUUUUUUUCCCUUGCCUGUUACCUUUGAUAUCACAGUAUAAUUUGUGUACAUGCUUACUCAGUAUAGUUUUAGAAAGCUUCUCAUUUAGAUUUUAAUGGUUUGUUCUUCUACUGUUGUGAAAAUCCUUGUAUGAAAAAUCUUCAUACUCUUUAAAAGAAGGGGAUCUAAAUCUUCAUACUUUAAAAAAAAAAAGGGGAUCU
This is a messenger RNA of Oxyura jamaicensis (ruddy duck), 4604 nucleotides long. It is a transcript of the gene LNPEP, whose product is annotated as leucyl and cystinyl aminopeptidase. The transcript has 19 exons. Bases 398 to 3430 code for a protein of 1010 amino acids. Gene Ontology annotation, cellular component: cytoplasm. NCBI's taxonomy places the organism in Eukaryota, Metazoa, Chordata, Aves, Anseriformes, Anatidae. The record is from RefSeq and is a predicted model, not a curated record. Gene Ontology annotation, biological process: peptide catabolic process; proteolysis. Gene Ontology annotation, molecular function: peptide binding; zinc ion binding; metalloaminopeptidase activity.